GAGAAUAUAUUCGUGUACCGGUAUUGAUUGACGAUUAAUUAUAUACGGCUUGAGACUUAACGGCUCUUCCUUUAUUGAGACCCUCCUCUCCUGCUUUAAUUUACUUCCGACAAUCGACCAUUAAUCCACAAUAUCCUGGAUGGGCCAUCGCGACCAAAUCAGGUAGCAAUACCUUCCAGGGUCAGUCUUUCUCACACAAUGAGAUCACGCAGCACGACUCAAAUACGCUAUCGAUUCCAUAACUCAGUAGAAUUUAGAUUACGAGGUUCGACGAACAAAACAUGCCUCCAAAGACCAGGGGAAGACCGAAGGGAAAAGGCAAAGCUGCGGCUCAGAAUGCAGUCCCAGAUGUAUAUCGUGAUAUGCUAGAAGAGGCUAUACCAUCACAACUAGCAGUACCAGAAAGGCCGUUAAAGAGACGGAGAGUUGGUUUACGAGAUGCUGUAGUUACGGCACCAGAAGCAGGGCCAUCAAAACCUUCUGUGGCAAAGUCACAUGAUGAAGGUGAGGAUGAUGAAGAUGUCGAAUUUGAGGAUGUUUUGACGGCACCAGCAAGUAUCAAUGGUGAGGACCUAGAGGAUGACUCGAGUGGGCCUCAGCAGACUGCAUAUAGAGACUCGGAUGAAGAAACGGACGAGAGCGAUGUAGAUAUUGAAAUUGACUGGGAAAAUAUCAAUUUCGACACCAAAGACGAUGAUCCACCAGGAGAUUUGGAAUUAAAUCUCACCAGACAAGCUCCCACACGUCAAGCUCCUACUCCCAGGCGGAAAGCGCUCACUCAAGGUGAUAAAGCACUUCGAUUUGAGACUCACAAAUUGCAUCUUUUAUGUUUGCUGUCACAUGUUGAGAGAAGAAAUGGUUGGUGUAAUGAUCCUGUGGUUCAGGAUUCUCUUAGACCACUUUUGAAUAGGAAAAUGAUGUCAUUUUUGAGACCGAGAAAGGAUCUAUCGCAAUUUAGUCAAGCGGAGUCAUUGAAGAAGGGUUUGGAUAUGGUGGCUGUUCUGUGGAGGACAAGAUUUCAGAUUACGAAGAGGGGAUUGAGGAGAGCACUGUGGGCAGAUAACGAGGAUGAUAUCAAAAAUUAUAAGUUGCCUGACGAUGCAGAUGCUUCAUAUGAAAAGGCAGAUUUCAGGAAAGCGGCGACAGAACUAAAAGGGUCUAGAGACUCGGGAGCACAAUUGUUCUGUGCAUUGUUACGAAGUGCAGAUGUGGAAGCCCGUUUGACAUGUUCUUUACAGCCUCUGUCCUUCACCACCGGUGGCCCAUCUAUGCCCAAACCACCCAAACCAAAAGCAAGACCAACCAUUCCGCCUCCACCCACAUCCUCACCAGGACCCAGUAACUCAACCCUCCUCUCAAAUCCACGCAGUCGCCUCGGACAUCCCGGUGCCGCCGGCUACAACAUUCCCAUCAUCAAUCCCGCACCUUUGCCCCCACCCACCCCAAAAGCAAAACCCAUCCGCGAAUCCCCCUUUCCCAUCUUCUGGGUUGAAGUCCUCGACUUUGCUCACCAAAAAUGGAUUCCCAUCGACCCCCUAGUCACAGAAUCAAUUUCCAAACCCCGUUCUUUUGAACCACCCCUCACAGAUAAAGAAAAUGCGCUCUCAUACGUCCUAGCCUUUUCUUCCGAUUCCUCUGCCAGAGAUGUAACCCGCCGUUACGCCAAAGCUCCCAAUUCCAAAACCCGCAAACAACGCAUCGAAUCCAUGCCUGGGGGACAAAAAUGGUGGAACAAAGUUCUCUCUCAUUAUUCUCGGGGUUGGAAAACAGAUGUCGAACAAAUCGAAGACGGGGAAUUGGCAGCACUAGAAGGAAGAGAACCUAUGCCGAAAAAUGUACAGGAUUUCAAGGAUCAUCCUGUUUAUGCACUUGAACGCCAUUUGCGAAGAAAUGAAGUUAUUGUCGCGGAAAGAGAAAGUGGAAAAGUAGCCACCGGGAAUGCAAAUGCGAGUGGGAUUAAGAAAUUGGAAAAUGUAUAUCGCAGGAAAGAUGUUCACAUAUGCAAAAGUGCAGACGCAUGGUAUCGACUUGGUCGCGAAGUCAAAAUGGGCGAAGAGCCCGUAAAAGUCGUACCAUCUCGAAACACGAGAAAACCCGAUUUCGCAGAUGAGGAAGAAAGAGAAGAAAGAGCAGGUACAGCCCUGUACACGCAAUUACAAACCGAACUCUUCAUCCCUCCCCCUAUAGUAAAUGGUCGGGUGCCCAAAAACUCGUUCGGAAAUAUAGAUAUAUAUGUACCAUCUAUGGUUCCGAAAGGAGGCGUUCAUAUCUCAGCACCGGAAUCGGUAUAUGCGGCGAAGUUACUGGGUAUCGAUUUUGCAGCCGCGCUUACGGGAUUUGAGUUUAGAGGGAGACAUGGAACGGCGGUUUUGAGAGGUAUUGUGGUAGCGAAAGAGUAUAGAGAGGCGGUGGAAGAAGUUGUGAGGGGAUUUAGGGAUGAGAGAGAGAGGGAAAUAGAGGAGGAGAAGAGGGAUAUGGUGUUGAGGCUUUGGAGGAAGUGGUUACUGGGAUUGAGGGUGAAGGAGAGGGUGGAUGGAUAUUUUGAUGAAGAGGAAGGGGUGGAUGAUGCUGGGGUUCGUGAGGAGAGCGAGGCUCAUGAUGAGAAGGAGGAAGUGGAACCUGAGAUGGAGGACGGUGGGUUUGUGAGAGAUGACGAGGAAGAAGAAGGGGGUGGAUUCGUAAAGGAUGAUGACGAUGUCGAUGCCGAGGGAGGAGGUGGUUUUAUGAGAGAGGAUGAGAGUAUGGAGAGUGGUGAUAGUAGUGAGUUGAGCGAUACGUAUACAGAUGAUGAAUAUGACGAUGAUAUGGGCGGUGGAUUUAUCCCAGAAUAGAUUUAUAUAAAGGGCAAGUAUGAUAAAUAAUGCAUUCAUUUAUUACUUUUAUCUAACC
Botrytis cinerea B05.10 is the source of this 2889-nucleotide messenger RNA. RefSeq lists its product as hypothetical. Bases 282 to 2831 code for a protein of 849 amino acids. NCBI's taxonomy places the organism in Eukaryota, Fungi, Ascomycota, Leotiomycetes, Helotiales, Sclerotiniaceae. The transcript is spliced from 2 exons. Gene Ontology annotation, cellular component: XPC complex; nucleus; nucleotide-excision repair factor 2 complex. Gene Ontology annotation, biological process: mismatch repair; nucleotide-excision repair. Gene Ontology annotation, molecular function: single-stranded DNA binding; damaged DNA binding. The record is from RefSeq and is a predicted model, not a curated record.